GAUAUGUAUAUCAGAUACAGCCUCUUUUUUUAGAGAAGGAAGUGUUCCCUUUUCUGACUGCGUGAGCAGUGCUGUAGUAGGCUUGCUGGACGCCUCUGAAAAUGGGGCAAAUUGAAUGGGCAAUGUGGGCAAACGAACAAGCCUUGGCAUCUGGACUGAUUCUUCUUGCUGGUGGGAUUGUUGCUGUGGCCGGUCAAUUUAAAGGUUGGGAGUUUGGAGCAUAUGGCAUUGCUGCCGGUGUAUUUAUCACCCUGCUAGAAUAUCCUCGAAGCAAGAGAAAGAAGGGAUCCACAAUGGAGAGAUGUGGUCAGAAGUACUUGGCAGCUGUAGUUAAAGUUUUUGGCCCCCUCACACGAAAUUACUAUGUCCGCGCAGUCCUCCAUGCAGGACUGGCAGUACCUGGAGGGUUUAUACUAGCCACUAUCUUGGGCACUGUGUGCCUUGGCAUUGCAAGCAUCAUUUACUUUCUGGCGGCCAUUCGUGGGGAGGAAUGGCGUCCUAUUGAGAAGCAAGCAGAACCAAAGCAAAGGGCGGGAGAAACAAUUAAACGCCCUCCAGAGAACCCGCCUCCACGGCCCCCAGCAGAGGUGCGAAGGAAACAGGCUGAUGAGGUUUCUGUGGGAGGGGGCCAUGUUAACCCCAUUCCUGUCACAGAUAAUGUAUGAUGACUUUUCCCUUCUGAAUCUGUAUUUUUUGUUCAUACUAAAGGACUUUGCAGUCUUCUUUUUGCUCACAACCACCAUGUAUAUAAUAUAGUCAUUAAAGACGGUCUAGCUUUUGUAUAUAUUUUUAAACGUACGAUUUUAUAUACUGCUCAGCCGUGGCUGCCGACGCUUGCUACUACAGGUAGAUACAUACCUGUCCUCUGUCUGUGCAUGCAGAAAUAAAGCUCAGCCACAUUCAUGGAUGUUAUAACAUUUCUAGCUGCUUUUAUAAUAAAAUGUAUACCUUUUACUAGUA
Molecule: messenger RNA, 960 nt
Organism: Xenopus laevis (African clawed frog)
Lineage: Eukaryota; Metazoa; Chordata; Amphibia; Anura; Pipidae
Gene: cyba.S
Product: cytochrome b-245 alpha polypeptide S homeolog
Exons: 6
Coding region: 102-665 (187 amino acids)
Biological process (GO): innate immune response
Cellular component (GO): plasma membrane; NADPH oxidase complex
Molecular function (GO): heme binding
Source: RefSeq, a predicted model, not a curated record